Prunus armeniaca (apricot) is the source of this 183-nucleotide messenger RNA. The record is from the annotation of a GenBank genome assembly. NCBI's taxonomy places the organism in Eukaryota, Viridiplantae, Streptophyta, Magnoliopsida, Rosales, Rosaceae.
AUGAUGGCUGGGCACCUUUGUGGUACAUUUCUUAUAUUCAUUGCAACCUUAAGUCUGAUUUGCGCAAAUGCAUCCAGGUUGAUGCCAUCAGAAUUUCCAGAGGAUUUCAUCAUUCAUGUUGACAGUGGCUCAUCAUCAUCUACUGCGACUGAUGAGCAAAAUGGAACCAAUGGGCAGUCCUAG